Messenger RNA from Thyridium curvatum, 579 nucleotides. RefSeq lists its product as uncharacterized. The record is from RefSeq and is a predicted model, not a curated record. The transcript has a single exon. NCBI's taxonomy places the organism in Eukaryota, Fungi, Ascomycota, Sordariomycetes, Thyridiales, Thyridiaceae. The coding region runs from base 1 to 579 and encodes 192 amino acids.
AUGGCUGCUGCUCUCAUCAGGGAUCCGCAUCUACCUGCAGUGUCCUCGCCUCUCAACCCGGAAAGUUGUUAUCAGGUCGAUGUAGGCCCACGGGGAUUUCGAAGAUCAUCCAGGAGAACAUCACCGCCUGCCAGAGGCGGCCCUCUCAGCCCGACACAGCUCCUGCUGCGUCGAAAAGCGGCCAUCGCCUGGCGAGCACAGGUGAUGCAACACGAGGCAAAAUACACUGUAGAAGAGCGUAGCGCUGAAGAUUGUCGCCCUCCGGUAUAUUGCGAAACAUCAGGGACUUCCUCGAGCGACAAAGUCGACCAGCCCUCUGAAUCUGUGACAUCCUCCCAACCAUGCCCUUUCCGAGAGCGGAACGAAAAGGAGCCACUAAACGAGAUCACUGUCAUACAUAUCGACCUGUCCAGUUCCUCAAGGAAGCGUGGGGAUGUCUCUCCCGAAGCCGAUCUCACGGUCACUCCUCUCAAGAUCGCCCGGCGCAUGCUCCCCGCCAUCGCAGCGUGCUGUUUGCUCGGUUGUCUGCCUUAUCUAAGACGCACAGCGUUGUUAGAGCGAGUCACUGGCAUCAGCUGA